This is a messenger RNA of Achroia grisella, 543 nucleotides long. Its product is annotated as U11/U12 small nuclear ribonucleoprotein 35 kDa protein-like. Gene Ontology annotation, biological process: mRNA splicing, via spliceosome. Gene Ontology annotation, cellular component: U12-type spliceosomal complex; precatalytic spliceosome. Gene Ontology annotation, molecular function: snRNA binding; mRNA binding. The transcript has 3 exons. Lineage: Eukaryota; Metazoa; Arthropoda; Insecta; Lepidoptera; Pyralidae. The record is from RefSeq and is a predicted model, not a curated record. The coding region runs from base 19 to 543 and encodes 174 amino acids.
AGAGGCCAACAAAGUGUAAUGAUGACUCCGGAAAAAAAUAUUUUCAAAAAAUAUGCCACGGACUACGAUCCUGUUAAAAUAGCCUCUAUCGACGGCACAGAUACUGAGCCCCACGACCGUGGCGUGGUGAGAGCGCUGUGCUCAGAGUAUGCACCCAAUAAGCUGGUGAAGGGGGAUCCACAGCGGACCCUGUUCAUUGCUAGACUCAACCCAAGAACUACACAGGAUACAAUACAAUCAGAAUUCUCAAAGUUUGGCAGGAUUGUCCAUUGUCGCUUGGUCAAGGAUAUAGUGACAGGCAAAUCCAAACAAUAUGCUUUUGUGGAGUACGAGAGUUAUAGCGACAUGGAGAAAGCUUACAGAGACAUGCAUAAGGAGUACAUUGAUGGUACUGAAAUUAUAGUAGAGCGAGAAGCAGAGAGGAGACUGGAUGGGUGGCGGCCGCGUCGAUUUGGGGGUGGAUUUGGUGGACAGAAAGAAUCAGGACAACUCAGAUUUGGUUGCAGAAAAAGACCUUUUAAGAAACCAUUAAUUAUUACAUAA